AUGUCCGACCAUGAGGCCGGGGGCAUGCCCUCGGAUGAGGACCUCUCCCUCCCCAAGGCCACCGUCACCAAAAUGAUCCAGGAGCUCCUGCCACCCGAGAUUACCUGCGCGAAGGACACGCGGGACCUCGUCAUUGAGUGUUGUGUAGAGUUCAUCCACCUGAUUUCGUCUGAAGCGAACGAGAUAUGCGAGCAGGAGUCGAAGAAGACGAUCGCGCCGGAGCACAUUAUCUCCGCACUCAAGCGACUGGGUUUCGAGCAAUUCCAGUCAGAAGUGGAGAGCGUGCUAAAAGACCACAAGCAGCAACAGAAGGACCGGGAGAGGAAGGUCUCCAAGCUCGAGCAGUCGGGGUUGACAGAGGAGGAGCUGUUGGCCCAGCAAGAGGCUCUAUUCGCACAGAGUCGCGAGAAGUUCCGCACCGCGCAGCAAUGA
Epithele typhae is the source of this 432-nucleotide messenger RNA. Its product is annotated as histone-fold-containing protein. Gene Ontology annotation, biological process: chromatin remodeling; RNA polymerase II preinitiation complex assembly; negative regulation of transcription by RNA polymerase II. The transcript is spliced from 5 exons. Gene Ontology annotation, cellular component: negative cofactor 2 complex. The record is from RefSeq and is a predicted model, not a curated record. The coding region runs from base 1 to 432 and encodes 143 amino acids. Gene Ontology annotation, molecular function: core promoter sequence-specific DNA binding; protein heterodimerization activity; TBP-class protein binding. Lineage: Eukaryota; Fungi; Basidiomycota; Agaricomycetes; Polyporales; Epitheliaceae.